Cornus florida is the source of this 1942-nucleotide messenger RNA. Its product is annotated as pectate lyase-like. The transcript has 4 exons. Gene Ontology annotation, molecular function: pectate lyase activity. The record is from RefSeq and is a predicted model, not a curated record. The coding region runs from base 1 to 1308 and encodes 435 amino acids. NCBI's taxonomy places the organism in Eukaryota, Viridiplantae, Streptophyta, Magnoliopsida, Cornales, Cornaceae.
AUGGAAGGUAUUAUUAAGCUUAGGUUGUUUUUUGUAGUGCUUGUUGUUCUAACAUUUUCAACCAUAGAGGCAAACAUUGCCCAUUUUGAUGGUUUCUGGCAGAAGCGUGCCGCAGAAGCCAAGAAGGCCACUCGCAAGGCCUACCAUCCCAAACCUCAUGAAGUUUUGAAUCAUUUCAACAACCACGUUCACAAAACUGUGGGUAGUAACAACAACACAAGAAGAGAAUUACACAAGUAUAAUGGACCUUGCUUGGCCACAAACCCUAUUGACCAGUGCUGGAGGUGCCAAAAGAAUUGGGCACAAAACCGGAUGAGGCUAGCCGAUUGUGGCCUAGGGUUUGGGCGCAAAACCACCGGAGGCAAGGGCGGGAAAUUUUACGUGGUCACUGAUCCGUCCGACAAUGACCUUGUAAACCCUAAACCGGGGACCUUGCGCCAUGCAGUUAUCCAGACACAACCAUUGUGGAUCACAUUCGCGCGCAGCAUGGCAAUUAGGUUAAGCGCGGAGCUUAUAGUGACGAGUCAUAAGACCAUUGAUGGGCGCGGAGCUAAUGUGCACAUUGCCAAUGGUGCUGGCAUCACUAUACAGUAUGUGAAAAAUGUGAUCAUCCAUGGCCUCCACAUUCAUGAUAUUAAGAAGGGUAAUGGGUGCACGAUCAGGGACUCGGUGGAUCACUAUGGUACUCGCUCGGCUAGUGAUGGUGAUGGUGUCUCAAUCUUUGGAUCUGUAAAUGUUUGGAUUGAUCAUAUUUCCAUGUCCAAUUGCUAUGACGGACUAAUAGAUGUUAUCCAAGCUUCCACAGCUAUUACCAUCUCCAACUGCCACUUUACCCACCAUAAUGAGGUGAUGUUGUUUGGAGCAAGUGAUGGCUACUCCGAGGAUGAAAACAUGCAGGUUACUGUUGCUUUCAAUCACUUUGGGCAGGGGUUGACACAAAGAAUGCCAAGGUGCCGAUGGGGGUUCAUCCAUGUCGUAAACAAUGACUACACUCACUGGCACAUGUAUGCUAUUGGUGGUAGCCAACAUCCCACCAUUCUUAGCCAGGGAAACCGAUUCAUCGCUCCCCCCGACAAUGCUGCCAAAGAGGUGACGAAGAGGGACUAUGCAGAUGAAAGUGUGUGGAAGAAUUGGCUGUGGAGAUCAGAGGGAGAUGUUUUCAUGAACGGAGCCUAUUUUAGGCAAUCAGGCGACCCAAAACAGACCUUCUCCAAGUCUGAUUUUGUGAAACCAAAGCCUGGGAAUUUUGUGAACAUGAUCACACGCUUUUCCGGUGCUCUUAAAUGCAUAAAAGAUAAGCCGUGUUAAACCAUACAAUCUUGGACAAAAUGAAGAUAAAAAAAACCAUAGUUAAAACAGGAACCGGAUUCAAGAGAAGCAGACGCUAAAGAAUUUUGAAUAGUGAUAUUCACACCGAAUACUUGCAGUGAAUUGCCUAAUCAAAUAAUUUUUAAUUGGUUAUUUAUACCAAAUUAAUAUAACUAAGUGGAAGAUUCCACUUCCUUAUUUGUUACAGAAUUGCCCAAUUAAUAGAGUAAGUCUAGCAAUUCACUUCAAUUAUUCAAAAGAAUUUUAUAUUUCAUGGUAUUAUUAUUUAAAUUAUUACUCUGGGUUUUAGUAGAUGAUCCGGGGAGUUAGAAUAUCAAUGAGUGAAUAAGGUGGAAGUUUAGCAAACACUCAGUUGAUUAUAACUUUUUCGUUCUUAAUCGUUGAUGUUUCUUGUAAAAUUUUGGGGUCAUUUCAUUGUAAACAUACUCUAUAAUAUGAAGUUUCCUACUGCACAAAUAGAAUGAAAUUGGUUUUUUUAUUUAUUUUUUAUUCGGCAUGUUAAUUAAUUAUUUUUUUAAUUCUAAAAGAAAAAGAAUACAAGAAUUAACAUUAGAGCUCAUAAAGUGCACUCUUACGCGAUAAGUAUUUACGAGGGGAUCUGAAUUAUCUUAUA